UCGUAGGACGAAACUCGAGUUCUAUUCGGUGUCAAUUGCGCGCGCGUCGGUUGGCUACCUCAAAAUUCGGAUUUCUAAUUCCGUCCAGGGAUUACUACGAGAUUUCUCGGGAAAUUUCUCGCGGUCCCUCCCCGGGGGGAGAACUGGAGCAAUUAGAUCGCGCGUUGGAGGCGCUUUAGUAGAAUUUCCCGUUUUCUUAUCACCAUUUCAAUUAUUCUUUUAUCCCGCUGAUAGAGACCUCGCAUCGGCUCCCAUUUAUACAUAUUUAAUAUAUAUCCGAAUUAUAUAUACAUGUGUGUAUAUAUAUACAUGUAUUUAAUACAUUAAGUCGCGUAGAGUUGGGUUAGGGUGGACGGGGCGAGAGUCGCGGUUUUUAGAGAAAGUCGAUUGUCUUAGAUUUUGGGGGCAGGAGGAAGGAAAAUUGCAGGUUCUUUGGCAGGAGGAGGGAAAUACGUAUUUCUGGGAAGGACCUGUUAGCUGGCCGCCAUUUUGGAACGCGCUUCUUCCUCGACCGGUGUAAACGUCCUUGUCGGUGUAAACAAACCGUUGUAGGUUAACCGUCUCUCGCUCGGAAUUCGAAUCGCCCUCGACGGGCGGAUUAUCGAGGGGAAUCUCUGUGGGAUAUCGAUACUCGAUUUAAAACCGUCAAUCGAAGCUUCUGGGCGGUUAAAAUGAAGCUGGAGAACGCGAGGGACCGCGCCAGGUCGGUGCCCUAUCGGUAUCGGCGUCACAAACGUCGUCCGCUGGUCGGACCCACCGGGUCUCCUUUCUUGGAUGAUCUCGUCCUCCAGACAAAGUCUUGUCGGUGGUUCAGUCGCAGCAAGUCCCUCGAUUCGAGAAAACGAGACGCUCUUCGGGAUGAAGCCAUCAUCUCGAUGUCCGUCGCCGGGAAGGUGACCGACAACUCCAUCAUGGAGGUCGGGAGGUCCAGACCUCAAUUCCAGUACUCGCGGGAGGAACUUAUGGAGAUCAAGAACCAGCCCUUGUCGAAGAGGAGGCCUGAGUGUCUGGACAUCUCGAAUAAUAAGAUCGUUUGCAGGCCCUUGGACAGGAAACCCAGCGACACGCCUCCCGAGGACGAGAGAACGGGACGUGGGGAGCAGGUCGCCGAGAAUCAUGGCAAGCGCAGAAGUGGCGACCCCAGGGAACGGAUCCGCAAGGAACAGGACGGGAUAGUCCUGAGCCCGCAGAGGCGGAGCUUCAAUUCCGGAUGCUUUGUGAACGUUAGCCAGCCACCGGCGAGGCGCCCUGAGAGCCCCAUAGGGAAGCCCGAGGUCUCCCAUCGGGAGCCUGUGCGGCGCAUCGGCAGCGGCCGCAUCCUGGCCCGCAACACCUGGGACUUCCGGGAGAACGAGAAGCUGGAACCGGAGCGACCGGAGUUCACCUUCCGACCCGGAGGUGGACCCUUAAGGGAGCGCGAUUCGAGGGACAACCGGGACUCUGGGAGAGACCGGGACCGCGAGCGAGACGAGCGGAACGACCGCUUCGAGAGGCGCUCCUUCGGCGACCGGGACCGAGACCGGGACCGCGGUAACUCGGAGAGGAACGAGAGGAACGACCGGAACCACCCGGUGGACCGAGAGAAGGACCGCAGGGACCGGAGGUACGGGAACGACCGGCGAAGGACCUUCAGCGAGAACAAGGAGCCCGAAGAGCCCGAGUGGUUCAGCUCGGGGCCGACCUCCCAGCACGACACCAUAGAGCUGCGCGGCUUCGAGGACAUCCCCGAGGAGAAGGUCGUUAAGAUCGGCAGCGCCAAGUCGAAGAAGCAGUCCUCCGCCCAGAAGAAGAGGGGCAAGAAGAAGGAGGAGAAGGAGGAGAAGCAGAGCGAGGUCGCGUCCGGGCCGAAGGGUCGCAGCACCCCGACCGCCAUGGAUCAACCCAUGAAUCCCGUGCCCACGCCCCACUCCCCCAUCUCCGAGAGGAACGAGAGACCCUCUCCGGUGCCCAAGGAGAAGACCGGGCUCAGCCAGAGCGACAGGACCGAGCCUAGCUCCUCCGAUGCCGCCGACAACUCCAGCCUCAACAAGGCCCAGGAGAACAGUCACUCGGACUUCAACCUGGACGACUUCCUCAAGUCCGACACCUUCCCCGGCGUACCCGGACUACUCACGAAUGGUGUUGGAUCCAACGGCAGCUCUGGCUCGAGGUUCAGCCAGUGGUUCAAGAGGGAGAGCCCCGUCCAGCAGGUGGACACUCGCAGGGCCUCCAUCCAGGACGAGCUGUUGAACAACCUGCUUAACGACAUCACCGAGCCGAACAUCCAGAUUCCUUCCGUAACCGAGUCCAACACCUAUUUUGCGCCCAUCUCACCGGCUAACACGACCAACAACGCCACACCCGCGACCGGAGUGAAGCUCUUGGAGAUGCUGCAACGUGGAGGCACUCCCAGCCAGAACGGACAGGGCGACGUGGCCAACAAUGUAGUCCCUCUCAUGAAGAACUCCUCCAUCAAGGAUAUGGAAGUUGGUGGAAAGGUCGUGCACAGUCUGGAGGAAUUGGAGGCUCGCAUGCGAGGUGGCGCCCCCGCGCCGACCGCCGCUGAAACUAGAAGAGUUAACAAGACUGAAGAUCUCUCUGCUUUUAAGAAAUUACUCGCUCAGGUCACUGGUGGUCAAGCCGUUCCUGCAGCUAACGGCCCCAUUCCGCAGAAACCGCAGCCCAUCAUUCUGAUGCAGGUACUUAACAAUCAGCUGAAGACGCAGCAACAGGUGGCCCAGCAACAGCAGCUCGCGGAACAACUGCACGCCUCGACCUUCAACCAUGGCGGACCCCUCGGUCCGGCACAGCAUCCUCAUCAAGCUCAAGUGCAGCACGAAAACCUGAUGAAGGUCUUGCAGAUCCAGCAACAACAGCAAAAGCAGCGGCAGCAGCAGCAGUCCGACAUGCUCUCGUUAAUGCUCGGAAGCCAACGCAUGGUCGGCGUCAGCCCUGUUCCUCCGGAUAUGCAAAUGAUCGUUAAUAAUGCUCCGUCGAGUCGGGAGUUGCUGCAACGGCCCGAAGCCCAGGCCAUCAUUAAAGGCCUGCAACAGGGCGAAAUUACUAAGCAACAUCUCAUUCAACAACUGCAGGUACAGAAUCCGGCAAUUCAGCACCGCCAUAGGGAAGUUCUGGUGAAUAUCCUGAAGCUUUAUGGGGGGACCACACCGCGCACCGUAAGUCCUCAUCCAGUUGCACCCACCCCUCAGGAUCACAUCCUCCAACAGAUGCUGUAUCAACAGCAACAUCAGCAGCAGAGAAUACCGUCACCGAUGAACACUGCUUACUGUCCAGCUCCGAUUAUAUCACCAAAUUUGGCCCCUAGUCCCAACACCUUGACGGUGCAACAUCCAGUGAUGCAACACAGAGUGCCAUCGCCUCGUGAGAUCGUGAUGCACACGCAGUCCAUAAUACAGAACGCGUUGAUAAAGAAGAAGCUGGAGGAGCAGCAGGAGAAUUUCCGGAAGCGGCAGGAGCAACAGCAGCAACAGCAAAGAGUCUCCAGCCCUGUCAUCUCGUCGACGAAGCAAACCCUGAGCCCCACGCCGCUCGCCUUUACCCCGACUUCGGUCUUGCGGAAGAUGACUGCCGAGAAGGAGACCGAGGGCAACAAUGAUCCGACAAAGUUGACUGCUCAGAGUCAGGCGGCUCAGAUGCAACAAAUGCAGUCUACUGUACAAUUGCUAGCGCAGGGGGUCUUGUCUCGGCAUGCAGCUCUUCGACCUCAACCUGUUCAACCCUCUUGGUCGAAUCCUACCAUAAAACAGCAUCCUGGCCGACCGAUAGUCAGGGGUGGUGGAGGGAAUCAGUUCCAUCACAGCAGUAACAUCGAUUUCCAACAGCAACAGCAACAACAGCAGCAACAGAGGGCAACAUCCGGGAUUUAUGGGAACCCUGCGCGCUCUAAACACACGAUGGCCACUCCGUUGCCAAUGUCUAAUGUUCCUCAGUACAAUGUCAACGCCAAUCCCGUGAUCGGCCAGAGAGCGAAUCACAUGAACAACCACAUGAAGUCGCAGCACGUGCAGUCUCAUCUUUCCAUGCAGCAGCAACCGCAACAGCAACAGCAGCCGCGCAGCGUCAAUCCCCAGCUACAGCAGAUUGUCAUGAAUCAGAAUUACAAUUCUGCCCGAACUGAGGGGCGAGCAGUGCAGCCUCAACAGAUGAACAUGGGCGUGGGUCGGCAAGCUUCUCCUGGCCUCGGAUACAUGGGCAGCAACGGUGGCGACCUCUCGCCGACGUCCAACCAACUAGCGCGGUGGUUCAGUCCGGAAUUACUUGCUCAAGCGCGCGCUGGAAAAUUGCCGGACCUCGGCCACAGCAACGUCCUGUCUCUGGAGGACCUAGAGAGGCUUCAGCACGCCUCGACAACGGUUCACAACUAGAGAAGCGCCCCUGGCAGAUAUUCGGGGGCUUGACGAACUAAAUGGACGCGACAACUUCAAGCGGAUUGAAAAGACAUUGCGCAGAGCGAACCGGCGCUUGGACGUUCGUAGGAAUGCUGGCGAAUAGUGGGACAAGCAGGUGUGAGACCAAGAGAGAGACUACCAGGGUCUUGGUCUUGCACUUUUUUGCAAGCUCACUAUUAUCGAUCCUCGAAGGCGAGUAGUGUUUAGCUUUCGAGGGGAUCCGUGUGGCUCGACCCUUGGGGUAAUUACCGCGUCAAUUCUCGAGGAGGAACCUGAUUAAGCUUCGGGGGACCUCGGAAAACUCGUGGCGAAUUUCGUUCUUGGACCUCGGAUCGCUGUAGAAGCGACGCCGGUCGCGCCUCGCGAACGGCGACCUCUGACGGACGCGGCAGAAAGUAAUCGGGAUCGAUCUCGCUUCUGACUUUGUCCUCGGUCGCGAUUGGGCGAAAGAUGGCUCGUAUUGAAACUAGAGAUGUGACGAGUUGGAUGGUUUAAUUCAUUAAACUCGGGUGAAACUUGUAUUCCUACUAACUCGAGUCAUUUUUCUCGUCGCUCGAAGUACCAACCCGUUUGUUUACUCGAGUCGUUUAACUCGCCACUCGUGCGGAAUGUUUGCGAAUUCGGUUUUCCUUCACCGAAUCUUCGACUCCUGUCCAAACUGGAGUUGGCUGUGUUUUCGAAUUCGAGUAACUCGAGUUGAUAAAAGCAUUCGAUUCGUCGCAUCGCUUAGUUUGCCAGUGCGACCAUGUUUGAAUUUCGUACCAGCGCUCGGGAGGUUCCAUCGCUCGCCGGUAGAUGGCAGAGCUCCAGUUUUGAAAUGACGCAGUUUACGGUAAUUUCGAUCGAGCGCUCGUUACUUAUCGGUGAUAUGUUGUCGGCUUCGUAGAAACGCGAGGACGACGUGAUAAUGUCCAAUUUAAGGUGGGAAAGGAGAGGAAACCUGUACUGCCGCGGUUGGAAGACGUAACUGUGCUCUGUGACUCGAUAUUAACGACGUGGUUUACUUUAGCAGUACACGAUAGGGACUGGAGAUAUUUAUCACGAAUCUUAUUCUUCGCUGUGAAGCACGGAGUAAAUUUAAUUUCAAGUAUUUCCCACUGUUAGGCGUCGUUGGGACAGAAAUUGUAUUUAGCUCUCGUCCUCGUGUCACAAGGCACCGAUGUUCUUUUUCGCAUUACCCCGGUGUCCGAUGUUCGAAGUGUCUUUCCUUUUACUUUUCGUAUUGAUUUCUCCGUCAUGGCUGCAACGUUUGUAAUCAAUUACAGAGUCGGUCUCUGGAAUAUCGAAUCGUUCUCUCUUCGCUGUACAGUGAGUCGUGCUAUGGUACUUUAAGUAACUUGCUACGGGAUGUAAUUAAAUGAUGAUUCAACACCGAUACGAAUAUCAUUUUUCGAUUCUUGGUAACAUUUUUCGUUUCAUUGCUUUCAGGGUUUCCCUCGAUUAGUUGGAAUUUAUUAAUUUAACUACAUACCCUCACGUCAGAGACAACGUGAGUUAGCUUUCCAAAUUGUAUUUCUCCUAUUUUGUUUAAAGUAUUGUAAUUAAUACAUGUCCACCUUCGACAGGUCCUCCCGUAUUCCUGGAUUUGUAAAAGUGUUGCCAAAAUUGAGAAAAAGUAUGUAUAUGUAUAUACAUGUUUAUUUGUACCGGUUUGCGGUAUCGUUAAAUAAUGUUUAUGAAUAAUGUUACCGUUGUCCCUCGAAUCGGCAUUACGUGUAUAUCAUAACUGCGUUAAUUGAACUGCAAGAUGUACGAGUUUUACACUUGGGACUUACUGAGCAGAAUACUUUGCAGUCUCCUUUCAAAGACUCGUUCCGAAGAAAGGAUGAAUUUCCACUAGCGACGAUACGAGAGUGACAAAAUCAAGACCCGCUGUACAAUGAGAAUUAAGGAAUUAAAUAUUGAAGAUACAUCCUUGUAGUUGAGAGCGUGCGAAAAUAAUGUGAAAUUUUUCAAUCGGAAGUGAAUAGUACUUAAUUUAAAUCCAUCUACUGACAUGAUUCCACUGUCGUUAUAGCAAUGGAUUUAUGUCAGGAGGCGCGAGAUCAUUGAAAUUCCAAUCUGUAUGGCGAUCCGAUGCUGUGUUUUUGUAUAAAAUCAAUCCUUGGUAAAUGGAAAAAUCAGAGGCGGAGCAAAUUUGGCAGUGGUUUCUAAAUCGUCUACGUAUACCCUGCACCUGUGAAAAGACAAUGUACAUAACUCCUUGAAACUUAUCGCUGAGGAUAAUAUCUCAAAUGCAUGGAAGCGUUUCCUCCGAGACUCGGAAUUGCGAAAAAAAAGUGUUUACUAAAGAUUUGAAGGGAAACGAGUGAAAGAACUGUGCGGUUUCCCGCUCUCGUCAGGGUGACCAGAGCGUAGAGUCGGCGAAAUGUGUCAGUCCUCCAUGUUUCCGAAAAAGUCCCCCAUAACCCGGAGACUCCGCGAAAGUAUUUGUAACCUAGGCCUGGACUCGUUAACGGAUGUACCCCGCUGAAACCGUAGAGGCGUUAAGAGGUUAGGUUCGUCGUUAAGGUCUUGAUGGCGGGUUAGACUCAUAGGCUGUAUCAAUAUCUCUCGUACCAAGCUUAAUAUCUUAAUAUUGGCGAUGCGGAUAGGUCCAGAAUGGCUUAAAAUGCCUUCGACAAUUGCAGCGAUGUAUAUAUACAUACAUGUAUAUCCCUACUCCCAAUAUAUUAUUGGUUAAGGCAUUGCGGCUGUCCUUCGGCGAAGGCUCACUUCUAGCAGAAAGGGUCCCUGCGUGUGGAGCAAGGAGUGUACAAGAUACCUUUAAAAGUAGCGCUUAAAGUUAAGGGAAGGUCUAGUUAAGCGACGAGAGGAACUACCAGGCCGAAAUCGCCGAUCGAGCCUGUUAAAGUUUCCAGCGAGAGGAACGCAACAAGUGCCAAACGGUUAACGCGAGGCCCUUAACCCUAGAUAACCGAGAUGUCCGGGUGUAACGUGUUAUUUAACAUGCUCAAGGAGUUCGUUCGGUGAUUUUUACUAGUGCUCUGUUAUCUAGGGUUAUUAUGGGGAGGAGAGGACGCGAUAAUCGCUCGUUGAACUUCGCGCCGGUCGCACUCGUCGAGGGAAAUCCAAGAUGGCGGCGACGAGGCGUCCUUUUCCGUUCUUCUCCGCCUUUUUUGAGUUUCCUUCGGCCGGGGGGAGUGCGGCGUUUUCCCUUUGGUUUCGUGGAUGUGGGAAGGGAGAGGAUGGGACCGAUCGGAGAAAAUCGCGCCCGCGGGUGUCCAUGCCCUAACGAGUUGCUAGGUUAAGUGAUCCCUGUAAAUAGUGACGACCUGCGAGAAAGGAAAGAGGCGAGAGAGAAAGAGAGAAAGUGCGAACGUGAGAAUGAAACGGCAGAUUUCUUAGUGCAUAUACGGAAGCGACGGGUUGUAAAUAAAGUUACCGAACGUAACGCUAUGUCAGAUUGAUAAUCUUGUCAGGAAUAAACGCGAGGGGAUAUUAACACCCUUGGAGGUCCGACUUUACGAUAGCAAGCCCUUCUCGGUAGGCGAGUUCUCCGGUGGCUUUUGUUAUUACGAAGUAAUAGAAGUAUGCCAUGUUAAUUGGCGUAUUUGGGAGGACAUUAUCGUGAAUAAACGUUCAUUGAAGUAA
Messenger RNA from Orussus abietinus, 7982 nucleotides. Its product is annotated as eukaryotic translation initiation factor 4E transporter. The record is from RefSeq and is a predicted model, not a curated record. Gene Ontology annotation, cellular component: nucleus; cytoplasm. Gene Ontology annotation, molecular function: mRNA binding. Gene Ontology annotation, biological process: negative regulation of translation. The transcript has 16 exons. Lineage: Eukaryota; Metazoa; Arthropoda; Insecta; Hymenoptera; Orussidae. The coding region runs from base 672 to 4364 and encodes 1230 amino acids.